CUGUUGCAAAUGGAACGUUUCAACUACGAGUAUUGUCAAGGACGGAUCGUAUUUGAACGAAGCAGGCUUGUCCCAAAGAUCGUCAAUUAAUGCCCUACUCAUCCUAAAUAGACACGACGUGCAGAAAUAAGCGAAUAUAUGUAAGCGGAGAAGAAUAACCAAGCACAAAAAACCUUCUACGAUGUCACGACAACAGGACACAGACACCGAUAGACUCUGUUUCGACCGAGGAAAAAGCAGUGCCAAGAAUAGCAGUCAUUAUCACGGAGAAAUGAGUGAUACCGAGUCGUCCUCAUGCGGUUUGUCUACUCGAACAGCUCCCGAAGAACAUCUCGACAAGGAGGAUAGAGAGCUAUUCAGAAAGGCCCGACACCACCUAAAACCCUCUAGAUUUUUCAGAUGGAUAACUCAUUUCUAUGCGCAACGCAAGCUCAAUAUUUUCUUCUGUAUUCAUUUCAUAAGUACGAUUGUGAUCUGGAUACAUUUUGCAUUCAUAAAAUUCGAGGAACAGGCCGGAAAAGUUCCAGAAGGUGCUCAUCGAUUUUGGCUCAAACGUCUGGUUCCACCUAUCGAGUUCGGUUCCAUGCAUGCCAUUUUAUUCCAAAUGGCAUUGAUUCCAAUCACAAUGUGCAGGUUUUCGAUCGCUUCUCUCGCAGAAUCUGUUGUCAAUAGAGUAAUACCUCUGAAUCGUGCUCUUGCUAUGCACAUUCAUCUUGGCUAUACAAUGAUUACAAUUGUCUUCCUUGCCACAAUUUUCUUCUUCUUCUUCUUCGGAUUAUUGUGCUCAGAAGGGGAGCAGAAAUUUUGUGAUAAUUUUACGAUGGAGAUCAUGAUUACCGGUUAUUGUAUAUUGGCAACACUACUGAUCAUUGCCUUGACAUCCCAUUUUCGGCACAAGAUGUCUUACGAGGUAUUUUAUGCUUUGCAUCACGUCGUCUUCUUGAUGUACAUAAUUACCAUCGCUCAUACACUCGACAUGGAACAACGAAGUGGAAGAAAGGAGCGAAGCCAGACUUUUAAAUGGUUUUCGUCGACUCUAUUGUACUACUUUUGUGACCGAAUGGCGAUGUACAUGAAUCAUCGAUACUAUACCAAGCUAGUUAGUUCUUCGGUUGUGUGGGGAAAGAAAGGUUCAAAAUUGAUUAUUUUGAAGCUGCAGCGUCCUGUCCUGUUCGAGUUUAAAGCUGGCCAAUAUGCCUACCUUCGAAUUAGCACCAUUAACAACGAGUGGCAUCCAUUUUCGAUCGCCUCCCGUCCAGAUUCUUCUAAUCUUGAAUUUUAUAUCGAGGUCCACGAGGGGAAGACUUGGACGAAACAUCUCUGGAAUCUUUUUGACGAUGAAGUAACUUCGGGGUCAUUUGAUGUAGCCAGUCUGAAAAUUGAAGUGAUGGGGCCCUAUGGAUCAUCUUUAUCUCGCGGCCAGAAUUAUUCGCAUACGCUGGCAAUUGGGGCAGGGACUGGUGUCGUCCCAAUCUUGAGUAUGUACAAAGAACACAUGCACAAACUUUUCCGAUUAGAUCCGAAGAAAUUUUUCAUCGAAUUAAAUUCAUCAGAGAGAAGACAACGUCGAAUUGAGCAAGCAGAGCAAGCACAAACAGGGUCACUAGCACAGAAGAUCUUUCGCGUUUUGAAUGGAAAGUAUUCCUUGCUACGAAAUCACAAAACGAUUUUAACAAGUGGCAGCUCUUACGACGCUGAUAAUCUUCAGGAGGAUGAUCACGAAACAAUAUAUAAAAGUGCGACUGCUGCGACUCUCCCUAUAUAUGGAAGUGUGGUUCUCUCUUCUUUGCCAGUUCUUGGAGUUGCAUUGUUUGCUCUUAUGAUAUCCUGGAGCACUAUCCCAAUAGAAAUAUACCCAUCCAUGGCGAUGAUAUUAAAGUAAGUUUGAGAACAUACAACCUAGUUGUUUGUCGUGAUCGCAUCAUUUACUAACCUCGUUUCUGCCACACAAAUCUUCUGUUGUUUAAGAUAUUUUACUAUUGCUUUCCAGACCUGCUUUGCACUGGUUUCAAUUUUCUUUUGGAAUGCAGAUGGGAUUCUUGCAUAUGUUGACGUCGUCUUCGUCGUUAUCAGUCCAUUUGCUGACUGGUACUGGAUCGAAGUCUGCAGUGACUUUCAAAAAUUGCUUCCAAGUGAUAUCACAUUAUUUUCUAUUCUUAUUUGGUAUAUGAUUGGACGAUUCUGGGUGAAGGCAGUUUCUCCAAACCAAUCAGUUCGUUACCGAGUGACGAAACAUGUUCAGUCUUCACAGGUUGACCAGCUCAAAUUUCUUUGGAUCACUCGAUCUGCUUCCCAAGUAUCUGAGAUUCUUCCAGAUAUUCUCAUGCUCUGGGAUCUUCUUGUCGUAAAGUGGGGGAUUGAAAACGCACAAAAGGUUUGUAAGAUUACUAUUCAUGUCACAGAUCCAAACGAGUUAUCUUGUGCAUUGCUUCGGAAAGAAUACGAAAAUAGUGAAUUUUUCCGCAACGGUGGGAUUAUAUUUCGAAGACCAAAUCUUCGGAGAGUGAUUGAGGACCAUACUAUCGAAUUGAUAAAUUCAAGGGUCAAUUCUCAUUCGCUAUUGGCUUUUUGCGGUAGUCCAUCUCUUUCAAAUGAAAUUGAAUACAACAAGAUAUCUAAUGACGUAAUCACAGCAAUGACAGGCCAUUCUCAGUCCCAUAUGAUGGAUUUUGUUUCAGAGAGCUAUGGUGGGAAGAAGGCAGCAUCAAGUAACAAAAAGCGCAAGAAAGGAGAUACUCUGAGUCUCGAGAUUGAUCACGAUGACGAAGAUGGUGUUGAGGUCCAACUUUUGACAAGUCGAAAGAAUUUGUCGUAUUACUCUAAUGAAAGCUGCUUGGAUUGUCUCAGCUUCAUGGAUAUCCAGAAAUCGUUCGAAAUUUCUGUUUGACAGAGAAAGACUUGUUUAUCAAAUCGUGUGAUACCCGUAUUCGACCACUUCGAUAGAUAGCUCUCCUAUUGCACCUCAAAUAUCCAUGGAGAUAUCUUUGAUAUUGCAAUGGUGUUUUUUAUGGUUCUGUACGCCACAGCACACAACAAUCACAGCAUCGAGUACAAAAUUUCAUAAUUUCGAAUGCCUUCUUUGCAUUUAGAAAGCUAAUGAUUCAAAAUGAUUGUCAUAACGUAUCAACGAGCUUGUGUAUGUUUUUAUGCUUCUGCACGCCACAACCAACACUAAUCACAGCAUCGCAUACAAAAUUUCAUAAUUCCGAGUGCAUUCUUUUCAUUCAAAAAGCUAAUGAGUUAAAAUUGUCAUAUAAACGAUCUCGUGUACUUCAUUUACUCUUUUUCACCACGCGUCUGGUUCAUCAUAAAUAUGACGGUUGCGUUCCUGGGCUCAUUACUCCUUCGAGUUGUCUUUGUAUCCUUCUCCGCCCUCGGCAGGUACCCCAUCGCAAUCCAAGGGUUUGGUGAUCAUGGGACCUUGUGGCAGAAUCUCAAUUAGGUAUCCAUCGGGAUCUUUCACAAACGCCAAUCCUUUCAUUCCACCCGCGUUGGGGGUCUUCUUGAAUUCACAACCGAGUUUUUUGAAGCGUUCGCAGGCCUCGUACACAUCCGGCACGGUGAUACCAAGAUGACCGAAUCCGCCCUUGACACUUUCUCCAUUCGAUACGCCUGUUGCGUCGCCGUUUCCUGUGUUGUACACGAGGCCAUCUUCUUUUUCUGAACCGUAAUUGUAGGUAAGCUCGAUGCAGCCUGGUAUAUUCAUGCAGUAUUUCCACUGCGCGUCCUUGUCUUCGGGAAUAUUCACAGCUUCCACUGGUGCAACAAACUAUAAAUUCGGAAAAGAUGAAAGAAAGAAAGAGUCAGAAACACACCUUCUGCCCGGAUGAGCUUAGCAAAUCUAAGACAUGUCAUAGUUCGUCGUUCUGUGUGUCUGGUACGCACAUAAACAUUGAAUCCCCACUGCGGAAACUCCCUGUACAUCACAAGCUUGAAACCCAACGUAUUGCAGUAAAAUUCGAGUGACUUUACCGGAUCUUUAACCCGGACCAUAACCUGCUGCAUAACGUAGUCCUUAGUUCCUUCCGGACGGUCUCCCGACAUGAAUCGAGAUACAUCGGGAGUCAUUGAAUCUGUUGUGGUACUCAUCCUGAGGAAACCAGAAGGGCUUUGGAGGAUGCAGUGGCGUGAAAUAGUUUUGCUGGAUGAGACAAAGCCAAACGAUUUCUUCGAGAGACCAAGAAUAGUUGCUGUUGCAAACGAUGAAAUGAGUUUCAUAGUGCGAAAGAAAAAUGCAAAUUGGGU
Molecule: messenger RNA, 4245 nt
Organism: Pseudo-nitzschia multistriata
Lineage: Eukaryota; Bacillariophyta; Bacillariophyceae; Bacillariales; Bacillariaceae
Source: the annotation of a GenBank genome assembly